AUGCCUUCUAAAAUCACCACCGAACUUGCUGAAAGCAACUUAUUAUUACCAGGUGUGAUAGACCUGAGAGCUGAGACAGAACCAGACAAACUCUUCUGCGUCCUGCUGAACUCCAAAAACGUGCAAGAUGGGCUUAUCAGCGUAUCUUACAGCGAUUAUGCCAAUGCCAUUAAUCGCUCGUGGUGGCUCGAGGGAAAGCUAGGAAGGGGUAAUGACUUGAAUCUAAAGACCAUCGGAUACUUUGAGCCUCCUAAUAUUCGACAGACCAUUGUUGCUUUGGCAGUUUCCAAGAUUAACCAUAAGUGUCAAGACAUUGUUGUUGCCCAAGACAUGCUGGCACUUACUCCCACCCUGAACGUUCUUACGUCUAAGAGAAUAUUACAAGUUCUACCAUUUGAGGAUACGACGCAUUGGCUUGAUCAUACCCAAGUUCCUCGUUACAUACACGAUGCUUCAUUUGAGAAGGAUGCAAGUCGACCUUUUGUAAUCUUACACACUUCAGGGUCUACAGGCUUUCCUGAGCCUGCCGUAUACACCUUCCGUGCUCUUGCAUCAUAUCGCACAUUCUUGGAGCCCCAAGAAGUGAUAGUAGGAGCGAGAAGAACAAUGGUCGACCUUUGGAAAAACAAAGUCACAUAUGUUGCUUUUCCAACUUCUCAUAUAGUUGGUUUCCUAUGCGGGACUGCAUUUAAUGUGUACUGGGAGCCCCUCGCAAGAGUGCCCAAAUAUCUUGAAGGGCUCCGAAGCCUCGAGCUAGCUAUUUGGUGCGGUGCGCCCUUCAGCUCCUCUAGUGUUCCGGAGAAAAUCCGAUCGCUUGUUCCAAUUAAUGCGGGUUAUGGAGCAACAGAAACUGGUCCAUUUAUUACGCAAGUAGAAAAUCAACUCGACUUCGAGUACAUGAGUUUUAGCCCUCUCAUGGGAGCACGAUUUCAGCCAUAUGCAGGUCAUCUCUAUGAGAUGGUUAUCGAGAAGAAGCCUGCGCUUCACGGCGCUCAGCACAUAUUUUGUGCUUUCCCCGACUUGAGCGAAGGCACUCCAAAGAUCUGUUCUCGAAGCAUCCUACAAAACCAGACUUGUGGCGGUACCAAGGACGCACUGACGAUAUCAUAG
Molecule: messenger RNA, 1110 nt
Organism: Sclerotinia borealis F-4128
Lineage: Eukaryota; Fungi; Ascomycota; Leotiomycetes; Helotiales; Sclerotiniaceae
Source: the annotation of a GenBank genome assembly